AACCGAUUCACAUUUGAGGUGUUGCACACACAAACAUUUUCUCAUCCUCAAGCAGCUCUCUCAGUAUACAUCGUCAACCGAGUCACAAAGAGUCUCGCGUUUGUGUUUGUGUCGUCUUGAUAGUGCAUCGAUAUUUCCGUCACAAUAAUUCAGAGAUAGAAAUCAACUGUUGCAUUCAUUGUUUUCACGUGGCGCUGUGUCUCUAAGCUUCUCCCAUUUCGUCCGUCCAAGAAGCGGUGAUAUCCGGAUAGUACAUAAAGAAAAAUCUCCAUUUAAAAGUUAUACAAUGCCGCUCGAUUGCGGAGCCACCGUGGUGAAAUACGUUCUGUGUCUGUUCAACUUUGCCCUUUUCUGGGGAGGAGCGGCCGUUUUAGGUAUUGGAAUUUGGUUAGCCGCCGACCAGAGUUCGUUUCUCACUCUGAUCAAAUUUACUCAAGCUGAAAAUGUGCAGAAUUUGGUACAACCAGCAGUUAUCACCCAAAGUGCCUAUUUGCUGAUUGCUGCUGGAGCUUUUAUCUUCAUCGUCAGUUUCCUGGGCUACUGCGGCGCUGUCAAAGAAUCUCGGGUUCUUCUCGGACUAUACGGCGCCUUCGUCUUUGUCAUUGUGGCCUUGGAGAUUACCGCAGGAAGUCUGGCUGCGACUUACCAACAGGAGGCUGAAAAGGAAAUCAAAACCUACAUGAUGACGGCACUGAAAGACCAUUACAACACCCAACAGGAAGCAGAUGCCUUGACGACUUCAUGGAACUUGAUGCAAGGUCAACUGUCGUGUUGCGGAGUCAACAAUUUCACCGACUUUGCAGGCACUCCGUGGAUGAAAAACAGAACGUCUGGACAUUUGUUGCCCGUUUCCUGCUGUAAACUCCGUGGAAAGUUGAUUGAUUUUCAGCCGGAAGAUCAACGAUGUAUGACCAGCCCCACUGAUGAUAAUUCAUAUCGUAUGAAGGGAUGUUACUCCCGUAUAAUCGAGUACUUCCAUUCUCAUAUGGAAAUUGUUAUCGGCGUUGGUGUCGGACUGGGUGUGACUCAAAUUCUGGGCAUCGUCUUCGCCUUUUGUUUAUGUCAGGCUAUUGAUAAUGAUUUCAUCAAGUAAAAAAGUACCUAAGCUUAAAUAUCUCUCCUUCAUGACGCAGUUAUUCUCAUAAGAUUCCCGCCUUGUUUUUGUUUUAUUAAGAACGUAAGCCAUCACAUUUUGAAACUAUGUAAUUCAGUGUCUAGGAUUAAUCGGGACCAACUAAGAUCUGAAAUCACUAUGAAAAAAAAAAGUAUGUUGUUCAUUUAGCUUUCACUUUAUAUUUCUCUGCUGUUGUUUAUUGCGAGACAUGAUGAUUCGACGAACAAGUGCCUAUUCCAUCUCAAAGAGUCGCACACAUUGUAUAAUAAUAAUAAUGCCUUAUAUCAUGAUCACGUUAAUAAUAUUUUUUUUUUACUCUCGAAAGAAUCAUUUCAGAAAUAAAAAGAAAAGACGAAUUUAUCGAACAUUUCGAGAUU
Messenger RNA from Daphnia pulicaria, 1491 nucleotides. RefSeq names its product CD151 antigen-like. The coding region runs from base 287 to 1093 and encodes 268 amino acids. The record is from RefSeq and is a predicted model, not a curated record. Gene Ontology annotation, cellular component: membrane. The transcript is spliced from 8 exons. Lineage: Eukaryota; Metazoa; Arthropoda; Branchiopoda; Diplostraca; Daphniidae.